Zea mays is the source of this 1063-nucleotide messenger RNA. RefSeq names its product cell cycle checkpoint protein MAD2 homolog. Gene Ontology annotation, cellular component: kinetochore; nucleoplasm; cytoplasm. Gene Ontology annotation, biological process: mitotic spindle assembly checkpoint signaling. Lineage: Eukaryota; Viridiplantae; Streptophyta; Magnoliopsida; Poales; Poaceae. The record is from RefSeq and is marked validated.
CAGACAUCCACCCACCAGAGCCGGUCGAUCCGUUCGAAACGCUCCGGGAAAGAUUCCACGACUUGGGACUUCUCACAUUCCCACACCGCACUGUGCCACUGCCGCCGGCCCGCCGCACUAGCCGUUGCUUCUCCCUUCCCGUUCCCAAGGAGUUGUCCUCGCCGGCGGAUCCGGGGCGCCGCUGCAAGAGGAGGAAGGAGGAGGAGAGGAUACCAGAAUGGCGUCGCGCUCGGCGUCCAAGGAUAUCAUCACGCUGCGAGGCUCUGCCGCCAUCGUCAGCGAGUUCUUCGGGUACGCGGCGAAUAGCAUCCUCUACAACCGCGCUGUGUACCCGGAGGAGAGCUUCAGCAAGGUGAAGAAGUACGGGCUUACCAUGCUGCUCACGCAGGACGAGGGCGUGAAGAACUUCAUCGCCAGCCUCACCUCCCAGCUCUCAGAAUGGCUGGAGGCCGGGAAGCUGCAGCGUAUCGUGCUGGUCAUAAUGAGCAAAGCCACCAGCGAGGUGCUCGAGCGCUGGAACUUCAACAUCGUCACCGACGCCGAGGUCGUCGAGAAGGGGGCCAUCAAGGAGAAGAGCGACAAGGAGAUCAUGAGGGAGAUCCAGGCCAUCAUGCGCCAGAUCGCGUCUUGCAUCACCUACCUCCCCUGCCUCGACGAGCCAUGCGUGUUCGACGUGCUGGCCUACACGGACACGGACGUCGACGCUCCGGGCACCUGGGUCGAGAGUGACGCCAAGCUCAUCGACAACCCGCAGAUGGUUAAGCUGCACUCCUUCGACACCAAGAUUCAUAAGGUGGACACGCUGGUGUCGUACAAGAAGGACGAGUGGGACGAGGAGGAGUAGAGUUUGCACCAAAAGUUACCCUGCUGCUGCUAGAGCUUGGCGUGAAGGCUGUGUGAAUCGUUCAUUCACGUCUAUCGUGUACUGCACUAAUAGUAUACUGCUACUUUGGGGGGAAGAAAAGUGUGAGACGCUCCUACCAUUUAGAAUUUCGAGAUUGAAAUGCCGGUUUUAAUAUAACAUGAGUCAGCGCCUUUAAGAUCUGGCUGCGAAUGCUACAGU